AUGGGCUUCCGAGACUUGAUACCAAAAUCACUCGACAGUAAGACCGAAUGCAAAGAGCAGUUAAAGAAAAUUUUCAAGAAAUACGACAGCAAUCACGACAACUGUCUCAGCAAGGAAGAGCUAAAGCGAGCCUUUGAUGAACUUGGGGCAUUAUUCCCUGGUUUCAGGGCUCGCCGUGGCCUCUACCAUGCAGAUGCCAACAAUGAUGGACAAAUCGACAUGGGUGAGUUGGAUAACCUUCUCGACUACGCUUAUAAACAUGGGUUUACUGGCAAUUAA
Molecule: messenger RNA, 279 nt
Organism: Dovyalis caffra
Lineage: Eukaryota; Viridiplantae; Streptophyta; Magnoliopsida; Malpighiales; Salicaceae
Source: the annotation of a GenBank genome assembly